AUGAUUCAGAGCCCGCUGUGCUACAGCCACUAUACCACGCCUGUGAUGGACAUCCCCGAGAUGGUCCGCGACCGUUGCUCCCACACGGAGUGUGUCCGAGGUUGGAAGCAAGCGGAGGAGCAUCCGAUUUGCAGCUCCCAAAUGACCGAAAUCGGCCGAUCCCGCGGCGAGGGCAUGAUGCACAUGUUACAUCAGAUUUGGGGGGCGAGAAUCGGCACUCCAUCGGGUGCGCUGUCAUACUAUGAUUCCUGCAUCCACCCGACUUCGCAGCACAAGCCCAACUUUAUCGUUUGA
Molecule: messenger RNA, 294 nt
Organism: Symbiodinium sp. CCMP2592
Lineage: Eukaryota; Dinophyceae; Suessiales; Symbiodiniaceae
Source: the annotation of a GenBank genome assembly